Abrus precatorius (Indian licorice) is the source of this 1122-nucleotide messenger RNA. Its product is annotated as tropinone reductase homolog At5g06060-like. The transcript is spliced from 5 exons. The coding region runs from base 51 to 866 and encodes 271 amino acids. NCBI's taxonomy places the organism in Eukaryota, Viridiplantae, Streptophyta, Magnoliopsida, Fabales, Fabaceae. The record is from RefSeq and is a predicted model, not a curated record. Gene Ontology annotation, molecular function: oxidoreductase activity.
GUGUACAUGGUUUUUGACCUUUCUGAGUGAAAGAGAGUGAGAAGUAAGAAAUGGCAGAAACAGAGAGCAGAAACAGAGGAGGGAGAUGGGGUUUGAAUGGAAUGACCGCACUUGUGACUGGUGGCACUCGUGGGAUCGGGCAUGCCAUAGUGAAUGAUCUAGCUGGGUUUGGUGCUGCUGUGCACACUUGUUCAAGGACCCAAACAGAACUUAACAAGUGCUUGCAAGAAUGGCAAAGUCAAGGCUUUCGGGUUACUGGGUCUGUCUGUGAUGUGUCAUCUCCAUCACAGAGAGAGAAGCUCAUUCAGGAUGUGGCAUCCACUUUCAAUGGCAACCUUAAUAUAUUUGUCAACAAUGUUGGAACAACCGUAAGAAAGCCAACCAUUGAGUACACUGCUGAAGAAUAUUCAGAGCUGAUGAGAGUUAAUUUAGACUCUGCAUUUCAUCUGUGCCAACUUGCAUAUCCUCUUCUCAAAGCCUCUGGAAAGGGAAGCAUUGUGUUCAUUUCAUCUGUUGCUGGUGUUAUGAGCUUAGGUACUGGAUCUGUCUAUGCAGUAAGUAAAGCUGCAAUUAAUCAGUUCACAAAAAAUCUGGCUUGUGAAUGGGCAAAAGACAACAUAAGGAGCAAUUGUGUUGUGCCAUGGGCAACCAGAACCCCACUUGUUGAACAUUUGCUCCAAAACCAAAAGUUUGUGGAUGAUGCUAUGGCUCGAACUCCUCUGAAGCGCAUUGCAGAACCUGAAGAAGUGUCAUCCUUGGUGACUUUCCUUUGUCUGCCUGCUGCUUCGUACAUCACAGGACAAGUUAUUUGUGUUGAUGGAGGAUUAACUGUGAAUGGAUUUCAACCCAGCAUGAGAAUUACUUGAAUCUCCUUAACUCCUCUUCCUUGGGACAAAUGAUUCUCAUCUCAAUUCAACAAGUGUGUCACACGUGAUGAUCUUGAUUUGCAAUUUCAUUUUCUCUCCCUUUUAAUAGUGGAUGGUGGUCAUAUUUAACUCAUGAACAGCUUAUGUAAUAAGUGACACGUCCAAUUUUUCAUGUCUUUUUCUUUCGUAACAUGGGCAUAUGACUCUUACUUAUUAACUCUUUGUGAUAAGUUUUUGCCAAAAAUAAUUGUAUUGG